CUCGCCUGGUGCCGCAGGGAAAGGCCAACUGUUUGGUCCGCCAUGUUCUUCUCCGCGGCGCUCCGGGCCAAGGCGGCAGGCCUCAUCGCCCAGUGGGGAAGACAUAUAAGGAAUUUACAUAAGACAGCUGUGCAAAAUGGAGCUGGAGGAGCCUUAUUUGUUCACAGAGAUACUCCUGAGAAUAACCCAGAUACUCCAUUUGAUUUCACACCAGAAAACUAUAAGAGGAUAGAGGCAAUUGUAGGAAACUAUCCAGAAGGACAUAAAGCAGCAGCUGUGCUUCCAGUCCUGGAUUUAGCCCAAAGACAGAAUGGAUGGCUGCCCAUCUCUGCCAUGAACAAGGUUGCGGAAGUUUUACAGGUACCUCCAAUGAGAGUAUAUGAAGUAGCAACUUUUUAUACGAUGUAUAAUCGAAAGCCAGUUGGAAAGUAUCACAUUCAGGUCUGCACUACUACACCUUGCAUGCUUCGAAACUCUGACAGCAUACUGGAGGCCAUCCAGAAAAAGCUUGGAAUAAAGGUUGGGGAGACGACACCUGAUAAACUUUUCACUCUUAUAGAGGUGGAAUGUUUAGGAGCCUGUGUAAAUGCACCAAUGGUUCAAAUAAAUGACAACUACUAUGAGGAUCUGACACCUAAGGAUAUUGAAGAAAUUAUUGACGAGCUCAAAGCUGGCAAAAUUCCAAAACCUGGGCCAAGGAGUGGACGCUUCUCUUGUGAGCCAGCUGGAGGUCUUACCUCUUUGACUGAACCACCCAAAGGACCUGGCUUUGGUGUGCAAGCAGGACUUUAAUUUAUAUUCAACUGUAAAUAUGUUCCAGGAGGAAUAAAACAUGAAUCUUCUACCUACAUAAA
This is a messenger RNA of Lynx canadensis (Canada lynx), 854 nucleotides long. RefSeq names its product NADH:ubiquinone oxidoreductase core subunit V2 (gene NDUFV2). Gene Ontology annotation, molecular function: NADH dehydrogenase activity. Lineage: Eukaryota; Metazoa; Chordata; Mammalia; Carnivora; Felidae. Gene Ontology annotation, biological process: mitochondrial electron transport, NADH to ubiquinone. The record is from RefSeq and is a predicted model, not a curated record. The transcript has 8 exons. Bases 43 to 792 code for a protein of 249 amino acids.